Physcomitrium patens is the source of this 1095-nucleotide messenger RNA. Its product is annotated as UPF0603 protein At1g54780, chloroplastic. Lineage: Eukaryota; Viridiplantae; Streptophyta; Bryopsida; Funariales; Funariaceae. The record is from RefSeq and is a predicted model, not a curated record.
CCCAGAAGGCUGCAGCGUGCUGGGCAAAGCAUUUCGAGGUGGGUGGAGCGUUGCAAGAGUCGUUCAGCUGACCUAGAUUUCAUCAAGCAUUGCAUUUGACCACUCCGAUCUAAAAUCUUUGUAGCCAUGCUGGCGAAGGUGAUGACCCGAGGGAGCUCAACAUUGUUGGGUUCCGCAUCGUCUGUGGCUCCCAGCAAGGAGACGCCAGUAACGCCAUUCUUGGGGACGUCGGUACCCUCAUUGUCGACCGGAGCACUCAAAAAGAACCCCCAAUGCAACCUUGCAAUGAGCGCUACCAAGGCAAGCCUGGGAGAUUCCCUGAGCAAGGUCAAGGCCGCUGUGGGCACCGGACUGACCGCCUUAGCCCUGUCGGCCGUGAUGAAUUUCGGCCCAUCAGUGGCCCCCUCGGAAGCCAGCGAGUUCAACGUCUUGAACGAAGGCCCACCCACGGAGAACUUCGUGGUAGACGACGCCAACGUGCUCAACCGCGUCACCAAAUCCGACUUAAAGCGUUUGUUGCGCGAUGUCGAGGAGCGCAAGGGCUACCACAUUAACAUCAUCACCCUGAGGAAGCUCACCAGCAAAGCUGAUUCUUUCGAAUUUGCGGAUGCGAUCCUGGAAAAAUGGUACCCAACCCUGGAAGAGGGAAACAACAAGGGAAUCGUCCUGCUCGUGACCACCCAGAAGGAGGGAGCUGUUACAGGAGGGCCGGCUUUCACGCAAGCAGUGGGUGACAAGAUUCUGGAAGCCGUGACAGCUGAGAAUCUACCCGUCUUGGCAACCGACGAGAAGUAUAACGAAGCCAUCUACAGCACUGCGAAGCGUCUGGUGGCAGCCAUCGACGGUCUUGAGGACGUUGGCGGGCCUAGCUUUAAGGAGAACAAGCGAGAGUCGAACUUCAAGAGCAAAGAAGAGACGGAAUCGAAACGAGGUCAGUUCUCGCUCGUAGUCGGAGGCCUGCUUGUCAUUGCCUUUGUAGUGCCCAUGGCUCAAUACUAUGCGUACGUCUCCAAGAAGUAGAUAGUGUUCGUAUCUACACCAUCUGCUUAUGUAACACCUUCAUAACUCCAUAACAUGGCUAUUUUUUUCAACUCA